UGGCCAUUCCAAGCUUCUCCCAUUCUCCAUUAUUCUCAGAUUAUCUGGGCUUGCAAAGCAUGUGUUCGUCCAUGUCCCGUAGCAGUGCGACACCACCGCCAUCUCAUCACACGAGCAACCAGAUGCCGCCACUCCCGCUCAUCCGUUGCCCCGAAUGCAACGCCGGCUACGUCCUGUGGUUUGUCUCCGGGACAGAACUAAACCCAGGGAGGCACUUCUACAAGUGCGAACGGCAUGGGCAUGGAGGGUGCAAGUUUUGGAAGUGGGAGAACAAGUACAUACAGUACUUAAGCCAGCGGUGGGGACAUCUGAUUUCGCACGCGUUGGUUCAUCGCCACGUCGCGCUGCUCGAGCAGAACCAUGCAUUCCUGAAGAACAUAUUGAUGCUGUGCCUCGCGAAUUUGGUGGUCAUGGUCACUAUCUUCCUCCUCAAGUUCUGAAGCACCACCCCGUCCUGCGUACGUAGUGUCGUACUCAUACAUGCCUUCGUCUUGCUGCCGCUCAGUGGAGUUUGAUGUACCCACCGCAUUGCCAUGGCCACGCACAGGGCAAUGUCGUA
This is a messenger RNA of Triticum urartu, 559 nucleotides long. Lineage: Eukaryota; Viridiplantae; Streptophyta; Magnoliopsida; Poales; Poaceae. The record is from RefSeq and is a predicted model, not a curated record.